GGAAGUCUGUGCUGUUCGGUCAAUGCCGCGAAAAGUAUAACUGUGGCAGACUAGAGAGAUAUGGCUGAGAAAUGCCCAAAGUCAAAACUAAAAAGAAAGAAAUUGUCUAUCGAGGAGCCCCUAACUGAUAUAUUUUUCAGGAACACGCUGAUAAAGAACAACGAAAGUUCCAGUGCGUCGAUUAAAAGCUUGCGUUCAACGAGACCUGUGGUCCCUACAGAGACGUGGUGGUCCAGAGGUGACCUGGCUGCAGUUGAGAGUCUCUGGGCCCUGACUCUGAGUUCUGCUCUUCCCUGUCUUGACGCUCACCCCUGGGACCCAGUCCCUGACCUUCCAACAGCUUCCACACUGAGCUCUAAUGUAGACCAGCAGAUUGAAUGGAGAUGGUGUAGCCUCAGUGAGGACAUGACUCCCUUGCCCUCCUCUCCUCCUCUCCUCUGAGUACUCCCACGGCCCCACACUGUUCCACCCCAGACUCUCCUCUCAGUCCUUCUCCUGGGCUGGAAAAGACUCUCCUCCCAGUCCCAGUACCGACUAGUCAGACAACAUCCACCAUCAAUGGCCCUCCUUCGAAGUCUGCUCCCUGUCUCGAGGGGCCCGGAGAGGGGACCAGUAGUAGUGGUACUGGCCGCCCCAGACCACCAAGUCUGGGAGCCCAAGUGCCUUCUAGCUACGGAAGGGGAGGCCCAUGGAGUGGAGGGGGAGUGUCAUCCAGAAAGGACACAAAACAAGGGGAAGGAGGGCAAAACACGGCAGCGGCCAGACCCCAGCCUACAGCCAGGCGACCAGGAGGAGAGAAGGAGAGUCACCCCUCUACUUCUCAGCUAUUCAUCAGAGCAGGGAACGGAGAAUCAUCAUUACCAUCAGAAGCAAGAAAGGGUGGAGGAGGAGGAGAGGAGGGCGAGAAGAGGGGGAUGAAGAGGCUGCAGCUACCUGCAAACCAGGUGGAUGCCACGUCCUCUACCUCUGACAGCUUCACUGCUGCUCCCAUGGAGGAGGCGGAGGGGGAGAAAAGGGAGGAAGGGUUGUCUGGGAUGGGCAGAGCUGAUUGGGUUGCUGGCAAAGGAGGAGGAGGAAGGGCAAUGCAGAGCUGCCCCAUGUGCCUGGUGCCGUUUCCAGCUGGGUUCACUCAGAUGGACUGUGACAGCCACCUGGCCAAGUGUCUGUCGGAGAUGACCCUCGACAUGACCUGGUGAUAGUCCACAGAGUCUUCUUCUGACACCAAGGAUGGAUGGAGGUCUGGAAGGACAGCCAGGUGGCUGUUGUACCACAUUUGGGUCGUGCACAAAACAGAAGAAAAUGGACUGAAUUGGGGAGGUGCUAUCGGAAAUGCUUGUUUUUGCCAUCCGUCACAAAACAUUUUGCUACAGUGUGCUCUAAUGAGGAGUUAGUUUCACUCCACUCACCCUGUUGUUUGGCUAGUUGGUCGUUUUGAUUCAAACUCCAGUGGUAUCUAUCCCCCUGUGAUGGACGGUGGGUCCAAACAACGGUAAAAUACAGUAUGUGAUUCGACUGAUCAUCUAGUCUUCAGUCAUGGGUUUAAUUUGUAGAAUCUUGUGUUACUGUUGGCUGGAGCAAAAAACCCGCCUUUACCCUUUGUAAGAUUUACUGACUUACUGUCCCACCUCCGCCCCUUCCCACCAACCUAUCAUCAUGCACUACAAGGUUGGAAUCAUAGAGAUGGAUAGAGGGCACACCUGCCACUAAGCAUUUAUGAGGUGUACCACUUCUCAUCGCUAUGGUUGGGAACAAUCUCUGAUGGGUCCCAUAUUGCUUCAUUCAGAUACACAUUUUGUUCUCUCCUCCGCUCCUAACUGCAUAUGCUGCCAUAGAAAUAGAAUGAAUAGAACGGGCGUCCCCAUUCAAGUCAACAAACGUAUAAUGGGUGGACUGGUGGCCAAAGCGAGGAGAAAAGUAGGAAGUGUACCCUGUAGAAGUAGUUGCCAUGGCGCCCUGGUAGCCUAAGCAGAGAGCUCCUGUAAAUACUGCCUUCAGAAAGUCUUCACACCUCUUUACCUUUUCCACAUUUUGUGUUACAGCCUGAAUUUAAAAUGGAUUCAAUUGACAUAUGUCGUCACUGGCCUACACUCAACACCCCAUAAUGUCACAAUACCCCAUAACUGGAAUUCUGUUUGUUUAUUUUAUUUGACAAAUUAAUGAAAAUCUGAAAUGUCUUCAGUCAAUAAUUAUUCAACCCCUUUGUUAUGGCAAGCCUAAAUAAGUUCAAGAGUAAAAAUGUGCUUAACAAGUAACUUAACUUGCAUGGACUCACUUUGUGUGCAAAAAAGUGUUUAAUUAGAUUUUUAAAUGACGACCCCAUCUCUGUACCCCACACACACAAAUCAAAUUAAACACUUAUCUGUCAGGUCCCUCAGUCAAGCAGUGAAUUUCAAACACAGAUUCAACCACAAGGACCAGGGAGGAUUUCCAAUACCUCGCAAAGAAGGACACCUAUCGGUCGAUGGAUAAAAGCAGAUAUUGAAUAUCCCUUUGAGCAUGGUGAAGUUAUUACACUGAACAAAAAUAUAAAGGCAACAUUUUUAAAGAUUUUACUGAGUUUCAGUUCAUAUAAGGAAAUCAGUCAAUUCAAAUAAAUAAAUUAGGCCCUAAUCUAUGGAAUUCACAUUACUGGGAAUAUAGAUAUGCAUACAGUGCAUUUAGAAAGUAUUCAGACCCCUUGACUUUUUCCACAUUAAGUUAUAGCCAUAUUCUAAAAUGGUUUAAAUGUUUUCUUUUUCCAUCAGUCUUCACACAAUACCCCAUAAUGACAAAGCAAAAACAGGUUUAGAAAUUUUUGCAAAUAUUACAAAUAAAAACGGAUCAUAUUUACAUAACUAUUCAGACCCUUUACUCAGCACUUUGUUGAAGCACCUUUGGCAGCAAUUACAGCCUCGAGUCUUAGGUGUGAUGCUACAAUCUUGGCACACCUGUAUUUGGGGAGUUUCUCCCAUUCUCUGCAGAUACUCUCAAGCUCUGUCAGGUUGGAUUGGGAGCAUCGCUGCACAGCUAAUUUUAGGUCUCUCGAGAGAUGUUCGAUCGGGUUCAAGUCCGGGCUCUGGCUGGGCCACUUGAGGACAUUCAGAGACUUGUGCCGAAGCCACUCCUGAGUUGUCUUGGCUAUGUGCUUACAGUAGUUGUCCUUUUGGAAGCUGAACCUUCGCCCCAGUCCUGAGCGCUCCGGAACAGGUUUUCAUCAAGGAUUUCAAUGUAGUUUGCUCUGUUCAUCUUUCCCUCGAUCCUGAAACAGGAUGCACCUGAGCUCAAUUUCGAGUCUCAUAGCAAAGGGCCUGAAUACCUAUGUAAAUAAGGUAUGUUUCUUAUUUUCUACAAAAAAUUCUAAAAACAUUUUUGCUUUGUCAUUAUGGGGUAUUGUGUGUAGAUUGCUGAGAAAAAAUGGUUAUCUAAUCCAUGUUAGAAUAAUUCUUUAACGUAACAAAAAUGUGAAAAAGUCAAGGGGUCUGAUUAAUUUCCCUAAUACACUGUGUGUUGGCCACAAAUACCUUAUAAAAAAAAAAGGCAGGGGCGUGGAUCAGAAAACCAGUCAGUAUCUGGUGUGACCAUCAUUUGCUUCUUGCUGUGCGACAUCUUCACAUAGAGUUGAUCAGGCUGUUGAUUGUAGCCUGUGGAAUGUUGUCCCACUCCUCUUCAACGGCUGUGCGAAGUUGCUGGAUAUUGGCGGGAACUGGAACAUGCCGUCGUACACGUUGAUCCAGAGCAUCCCAAACAUUCUCAAUGGGUAACAUGUUUGGUUAGUAUGCAGAACAUGGAAAAACUGUUCACAACAUUGAUAUCAGCAAACCGUUCGCCCGCACGAUGCUAUACACGCUGUCUGCCAUCUGUCCAGUACAGUUGAAACCAGGAUUCAUCAAUGACGAGCACACUUCUCCAGCGUGCCAGUGUCCAUCGAAAGUGAGCAUUUGCCCAUUGAAGUCCGUUAUGUUGAACUACAGUCAGAUCAAAACACUGGUGAGGACUGGGAGCACACAGAUGAGCUUCCCUGAGACUAUCUGUGCAGAAAUUAUUUGGUUGUGCAAACCCAGUUUCAUCAGCUGUCCGGGUGGCUGGUCUCAGACAAUCCUGCAGAUGAAGCCAGAGGUGGAGGUCCUGGGCUAGCGUGGUUGCACGUGGUCUGCGGUUGUCAGGGUGGUUGGAUGUACUGCCAAAUUCUCUGAAACGACACUGUGGUAGAGAAAUGAACAUUAAAUUCUCUGGUAACAGUUCUGGUGGACAUUCCAGCAGUCAGCAUGCCAAUUGUACGCUCCCUCAACUUCAGACAUCUGUGGCAUUAUGUUGUGAUACACAACUGCACAUUUCAGAGUAGCAUUUUAUUGUCCCCAGCACAAGGUGCACCUGUGUAAUGAUCAUGCUGUUUAAUCAGCUUCUUGAUAUGCCACACCUGUCAGGUGGAUUGAUUAUCUUGGCAAAGGAGAAAUGCUCACUAACAGGGAUAGAAAGACAUUUUUGACAAACGUUUAAGCAUUUUGUGUGUAUGGAAAAUAUCUGGGAUUUUUUAUUUCAGUUCAUGAUACAUGUGACCAAUAUAUUGCAUGUUGCGUUUAUUUUUGUUCGAUAUAAUUACACUUUGGGUGGUGUUUCAAUACACCCAGUCACUACAAAGAUACAGGUGUCCUUCCUAUCUCAGUUGCCGGCGAGGAAGAAAACCGCUCCGGGAUUUCACCAUGAAGCCAACGGUGACUUUACAACAGUUUCAGAGUUUAAUAGCUGUGAUAGUUUUCUCCUGAAGUUGGAUCAACAACAUUGUAGUUACUCCGCAAUGCCAACCUAAUUGACAGAGUGAGAAGACGGAAGACUGUUACAGCAUUUAAAAAAAUCCAAAACAUGCAUCCUGUUUGCAAAAAGGCACUAAAGUAAUGCUGCAAAAAAUGUGACAAAUCAAUUCACAAUUCACUUUUUGUCCUGAAUACAAAGUGCAAAUCCAAUGCAACACAUUACUGAAUACCACUCUCCAUAUUUUCAUGCAUAGAGUUUUUCAGGAUAAAAAUAUACGGAAUGGAGCUAAGCACAUGUAAAAUCGUAGAGGAAAACCUGGUUGUCUUCUUUCCAACACACUGGGAGAUGAAUUCACCUUUCAGCAAGACAAUAACCUAAAACACAAGGCCAACUCUUCACGGGAGUUGCUUACCAAGAAAACAGUGAAUGUUCCUGAGUGGCCUAGUUAUAGGUUUUGUUUUUGCCAGGCAUAAAUGGGACCCGUCCAAAAAGUUGACUCAAGUUUGCCAGAAAGCACCUGGAUGAUCAUCACGACUCCUGGAAGAAUGUUCUAUGGACAGAUGAUUCAAAAGUAUCACUUUUUGGAUGAGAUGGGUCCCAUUAUGCCUGGCUAAAACCAAACACUGCAUUCCACAGUAAGAACCUCAUACAAACGGUCAAGCAAAGGGGUGGUAGUGUGAUGGUUUGGGGAUGCUUUGCUGCCUCAGGACCUGAACGACCUGCCAUGAAUUCUGCUUUGUAUCAGAGAAUGUCAGGGCAUCUGUCUGUGAGCUGAAGUUGAAGCGCAGCUGUGUCAUGCAGCAAGACAAUGAUCAAAAACAAACAAUUAAGUCUAUGAAAAUAGCUAAAAAGCAACAUAUGAAGUUUUGGAAUGGCUUAGUCGAAGUCCAGACCUAAUCACAAUUCAGAUGUGACUUGAACCGAGCAUACUUGAAAACCCACAAAUGUAGCUGAGUUAAAGCAGUUUUGCAUGGAAGAGUGGGCCAAAAUUCCUCCACAGCGACGUGAGAGACUGAUCAACAACUACAGGAGUGUUUGGUUGGAGUCUUUGCAGCUGUAGGUGGCACAAACAGUUAGUGUAUGGGGCAAUGACUUUUUCACACAGGGGCAUUGGGUGUUGCAUAACUGUUUAUGAAAUAAGUAUGUAAUUGUUCACUCAGGUUCCCUUGAGCUAAUAUUAGGUUUUGGUUGAAGAUCUGAUAAUUCAGUGUAAAAAUAUGCACAAGUAGAGAAAAGGGGGCAAAUAGUUUUUCACAGCACUAUAAAAAUUAGAUUUCUGCAGUUCAUUUUCAAUUAAUGUGCAAACAUUCCUAAAUCAACCAUUUAUCGGAUCAUCACGAACUUCAAGGAGAGCGGUUCAAUUGUUGUGAAGAAGGCUUCAGGGCGCCCAAGAAAGUCCAGCAAGUGCCAGGACCAUCUCCUAAAGGUGAUUCAGCUGCGGGAUCGGGGCACCACCAGUACAGAGCUUGCUCAGGAAUGACAGGCAGGUGUGAGUGCAUCUGCACGCACAGUGAGGUGAAGACUUUUGGAGGGUGGCCUAGUGUAAAGUAGGGCAGCAAGAAGCCACUUCUCUCCAGGAAAUACAUCAAGGACAGACUGAUAUUCUGCAAAAGGUACAGGGAUUGGAGUGCUGAGGACUGGGGUAAAAUAAUUUUCUCUAAUGAAUCCCCUUUCCGAUUGUUUGGGGCAUCCGGAAAAAAGCUUGUCCGGAGAAGACAAGGUGAGCGCUACCAUCAGUUCUGUGUCAUGCCAACAGUAAAGCAUCCUGAGACCAUUCAUGUGUGGGGUUGCUUCUCAGCCAAGGAAGUGGGCUCACAAUUUUGCCUAAGAACACAGCCAUGAAUAAAGAAUGGUACCAACACAUCCUCUGAGAGCAACUUCUCAAAACCAUCCAGGAACAGUUUGGUGACAAACAAUGCCUUUUCCUGCAUGAUGGAGCACCUCGCCAUAAGGCAAAGGUGAUAACGAAGUGGCUCGGGGAACAAAACAUCGAUAUUUUGGGUCCAUGGCCAGGAAACUCCCCAGACCUUAAUCCCAUUGAGAACUUGUGGUCAAUCCUCAAGAGGCGGGUGGACAAACAAAACCCCACAAAUUCUGACAACCUCCAAGCAUUGAUUGUGCAGGAAUGGGCUGCCAUCAGUCAGGAUGUGGCCCAUAAGUUAAUUGACAGCAUGCCAGGGCAGAUUGCAGAGGUCUUGAAAAAGAAGGGUCAACACUGCAAACACUGACUCUUUGCAUCAACUUCAUGUAAUUGUCAAUAAAAGCCUUUGACACUUAUGAAA
Messenger RNA from Oncorhynchus masou masou (cherry salmon), 7013 nucleotides. RefSeq lists its product as uncharacterized. Gene Ontology annotation, cellular component: Fanconi anaemia nuclear complex. Gene Ontology annotation, molecular function: ubiquitin binding. The transcript has 4 exons. Bases 915 to 1196 code for a protein of 93 amino acids. The record is from RefSeq and is a predicted model, not a curated record. NCBI's taxonomy places the organism in Eukaryota, Metazoa, Chordata, Actinopteri, Salmoniformes, Salmonidae.